AUGGAGGCCGAGACAUUAGAGCAGAUGCAGGCGCGACACCGUCGUGAGCUCAAAGAUCUUCAGGGAAGAAUCACAAGCAAGAAGAGGAAUGCCACCAAGAAGACACGCAAGGGGGUCAAUGAUGAAUGUGCCGAGAUGGAGCGUCAACUAAGGGAGAAGCAAACCUCUGAAAUUGCAGCCUUGAAUGGAGAGGUGAAAGAGGAUUUGGAGGAUGAAGAGCCGGAACAAGAGGCACAGCAGAACGACGCGACGACCAACGGGACGCAAGUACUGGAAACGGCGACUGCGGAGCUGAAGCUGGAGGAAAGCAACGAUGCGCAAGGCCCACAGCCUGGCAAGAAGCGAAACCGACAAAAGGAGCGGCUGGCGCGGCGUGCGGCCGAGCAAGAGGCAGCGAUGCUCCACGCCGAGCAAGAAGCGUCCAGCAUGACAGACCACCGGGCGCGCGAGAGCACAUACAUGAAGGGCGAGUUUACGGCUCACGGGCUCAGCGAAAAGGAUAUCCAGCCAGACGGCCACUGCUUGUUCGCGGCGCUGGCGGACCAGCUUGCGCACAACGGCAUCCCGCUUGAUGGCGACGACGACAAGGAGCCGGCAUAUCGGACGGUGCGGAGGAAAGCGGCCGGGUUUAUGGAGGCGCACGCAGACGACUUUGCGCCGUUUUUGGAGGAGGAUCUGGAGGGCUAUGCGAAGAAGAUGAGGGACACGGCGGAAUGGGGCGGGCAGCUGGAGCUGAUGGCCGUGGCGAGGCAGUACGGGGUCGAGAUUAGAGUGAUACAGGACGGGAGGACAGAGAGGAUUGGAGAGGGAGAGGGAGAGGGAGAGGAAGCAAAGACGCUGUGGCUGGCAUACUAUCGGCAUGGAUAUGGGCUGGGAGAGCAUUACAACUCCCUGAGAAGGGCGACGGCGACGGCAGCGACGACUACGACGGCGGACUGAACAUCAUGACAACAUCUUGGGAGUUUUUAUUUGCGUAUUCAUGUUAUUUCACAGGUCUAUCAGGAGAGCGUGUUUGUCCUCUCUUUUCCCCUUCUAAAGAAGAAGGGAGCUUAUGGGGGCCAGCUUCAAUCUUACUGCUCGUCUUACCUACAUAUAUAUACGGAGCUCUCGUCACCC
Molecule: messenger RNA, 1116 nt
Organism: Trichoderma virens Gv29-8
Lineage: Eukaryota; Fungi; Ascomycota; Sordariomycetes; Hypocreales; Hypocreaceae
Exons: 1
Coding region: 1-939 (312 amino acids)
Biological process (GO): protein deubiquitination
Molecular function (GO): cysteine-type deubiquitinase activity
Source: RefSeq, a predicted model, not a curated record